Molecule: messenger RNA, 744 nt
Organism: Trichoderma breve
Lineage: Eukaryota; Fungi; Ascomycota; Sordariomycetes; Hypocreales; Hypocreaceae
Exons: 2
Coding region: 1-744 (247 amino acids)
Source: RefSeq, a predicted model, not a curated record
AUGUCAACUCCUGCACAAAAAGCCAACCUUGCUCGCAUCCGAGACAACCAGAGAAGAUCUCGUGCUCGGAGAAGGGAAUACAUCGCGGAGCUUGAGCAGCGCCUAAGAGCUUAUGAGCUGUCUGGUGUCGAGGCAAGUUCCGAGGUGCAGCUCGCAGCUCGGCGAGUGGCUGAAGAGAACAGACAACUACGAGAACUGCUUCACAAACACGGCUUCCAAGACGAUUACAUUUCUUCCUUCCUCCUACAGCAGGCCGGAGCCUCUUCCUCGACAGACCCGGUUCAGGCACUUCAACAAAUCAUUGCCCCUCGAAGGCCCGUGUCUCUGGACUCCAGCGUGCCUUUUCCCCUGCCCAGCCAGGUGACCAGGGAAAUGCCAUCAGCAAGCUUAUCAUCAGUCAGCGCCGCCCCAUGGGAUCCUCAGCAGGUUGCCAUGCAAUCAUUCGGACAUCCUCACGUCGCUCCACAGCAGGUUGUGCCGCAGGGGCCGCAUACUUACACUUCGCCAGUCUUCACCGAAGGGCCUGCGGCUUCCCUAAGGUCAUCUUCCUUCCAACACAUGAACCCUUCAAGUUCACUGCUCGAAGACGUCUCUCAACACGGCGGAACCACUCAAGCAGCAGUCGGAGAAAAUCCCGCAGCGCUGAAUUACAUUCCCAUGAAUCCGUACCAUACCCCUACAAGUCGUGAUUUUCCUCAGCAGCCUCAGCCUCCUCCGCCUCCUCCCGGGGGCGGCUACUAUUGA